Molecule: messenger RNA, 3377 nt
Organism: Fopius arisanus
Lineage: Eukaryota; Metazoa; Arthropoda; Insecta; Hymenoptera; Braconidae
Gene: Mrgn1
Product: Mahogunin ring finger 1
Exons: 1
Coding region: 285-1967 (560 amino acids)
Biological process (GO): protein ubiquitination
Cellular component (GO): cytoplasm
Molecular function (GO): ubiquitin protein ligase activity
Source: RefSeq, a predicted model, not a curated record
UCCAGCUGAUCAUCUGGAGUCCCAAAAACACGUUAAUCAGCCCUCAAAGCAGUAGUUUUCCCUCAAACUAGGCAAUUUUCGUGAUAUCACCGUGAUUUCAGUGAUGUUCUGAGGACUCUAGUGAUUUUCAAGGACUUUCUAGUGACAGAAGUUGACAACAAGGUUGAGAGGAGUGUCCUGGUGUUUAUUUACGUGUGAAAAUACCCUCCAGCUGUCAAUCAAGCGAUUCUCAAAGUCAUCUCCGGAGUCGUAGGAUUUGUUUUGCAUUUUCUGCUGAAAAAAAAAUGGGAUCGCUCACCAGCCGACAGAAUGCGGGUGUCGAAGAGGUGGAUAUCGUCUCGAAUCACGCGUACAAGUAUCCCCCCAGAUCAGGAAGCUACUUCGGAAGUCACUUCAUCAUGGGUGGGGAACGUUUCGACACACCUCAGCCGGAGGCCUACCUCUUCGGUGAAAAUCCGGAUCUCAAUUUCCUGGGGAGUCGUCCAACGCCAUUCCCUUACCCACCACCACAGGCCAAUGAUCCCACCAAAACCCUGAAGAGUCUCGUAAACAUCAGAAAAGAGUCCCUCAGGUUGACGAGAAGCUCCGACCAACACGCCACGUCCUCAGAGUCCAAUGACACCAUCAAUGCCAUCAAGCAUUUCGGAGAGAACGACGUGGACAAGAAAUCCACAAAAUUUAAUAUCGAAUUUACCUUCGAUUGCGACGUUAGAUGCGCAAUAACUGUUUAUUACUUCUGCACUGAGGAGGUUACCACCAAAGGCGUCACUUACAAUCCUCGGGACCCAUCAAUGAACUCUGAGACAUUUCAUUACAAAAAAGGUGCUAAUCAGCUGUUCACUCAGUCCUCCCACGUGUUCGAUCCGACCCUCUUCAACGAGGAGGACCUCACCUACAACACAGAUCGUGAAAUAAUUCCAAUCGCCAUUCACUGUGUGGCAGAGGAGGGCUCAGAUGAGCCCAGACAGUCUCACACAACGAUAGCUGUCGUUGAAAAACACUCGGACGGUUCCUACAUCCUCAAAGCUCUCAAGCAGAAGCUCUACGUCGAUGGUCUGUGCUAUCUACUCCAGGAGAUCUACGGAAUCGAGAACAAGAACACGGAGAAUACGAAGCAGCAGGGGAGUGACGACGACACCGAGGACAAUGGGUCUGAGUGUGUCAUCUGCAUGUGCGACGUCAGGGACACCCUCAUCCUUCCCUGCAGGCACCUAUGCUUGUGCUACGGGUGUGCUGACUCCUUGAGGUAUCAGGCCAACAACUGUCCCAUCUGCAGGGCACCCUUUCGCGCUCUUCUCCAGAUCAAAGCCCUCCAGAAGGCAACUGGUGUUGUUAUUUCCAGUCCACCACUUCCUGAGGGAAAUUGUGAGAAUAUUCCAUCGGGAUAUGAAGCUGUGUCCUUGAUCGAGGCGUUGAAUGGACCCUACACACCAAGAACAGCAGCUAUACCUCCGGAUUCACCUGACACCCCUGACACCGACACCGCGAGUGCUAUACAGGCAGCUGAGGUUCUCAAUAGAUCAGCUGAACGAACUCCAGUCCUCAAGCACGCCAAUCAUAAAGAGGGCGACCUCGGUGUGUCGUCAAGGUCAGGUGGUGUAACACCAUGCCCAACACCGGAAUUUCGGAUGUCUGUGCUACUGGCGAGGGACGAGACUCAGGUAGGACAGAAGGAACUCCAUGGAAGGUCACCUGGGGUCAGGGCAAAGGGUCAAGGUCACUGUCGAGAUAAGACUGGGCACAAGGGGAGGGAUAUGCUGCGAUUGGUCAAUGAGAAACAAUCGGCUGUUUAUGAGAGUCAGGGUCAGGAUGAGGACAGCGAAGCUGAGAAACUGUCGCCUCUCCUUGACUCAGCAACAACCAAUGACAAUCAUUCCAAUCAUCGCAUCUGUGAUAUUGACCUUGACGAUGAUAUUCCCAGUGCCGAGACCGAGGGCGAUACGGAUAUGAAUUGUCAUUCUCAUUGACAAAGACAGAUAAACGUGUACACGAAUUUAAUGUCGGAAUCUCCGUUAAUUCGGAAAAUGCAGAAUCAAUACUGAUGAUCAUCCCUGGAUUACUGGGGGUACUCGGGAAAAUAUCAGGUUUUUAAUGAUGUUUUUUAAAUCAUCACAAGUUCAUUUUUCCCUUCAUGAACAGUUUUAAUCCGCUACAUAUCUGCCUAUUUUCAUGUAAAUAUAAUAACAUUGUUAUAUUCUGGGAAUAAUUGACACGAGUUGAUCAUUGGUGUGGUGAUUCGUUAAUUAGUGAUCGAAAAUAGAGAUCAAUUCUUCUUGAUUGAAUGGGUAAAGGCAUCAAGAAAUUUCUUGUUGUUAUUGGGACGAUGAAUGAUUGUUAUUGUGAAGUUGAAUUUUUUAUUGUUGAUGCUAUUGAUUAUAAGGAGACUUCAUUUUUUUUAAUGUGCUCCCUUUGCUUAACGAAAUAAAAUCAUUGUCAGUAUUCUAAAUUUACUCUCUUCGUAUGCAUUUUUACUGCAUCGGUGAAAUCCUGUGAUUGCACCGAUUCACUCAUAGCGAUAUUGCGCAGCGUUCUGCGCAGUUGUCUCUUUGGCAAUCUAACCCCAAUAAUCGACGCAAAAUCGAACUAGAGAAGUAGAAUUUAUGAAGAAUAGAAAUACUGCAUCGAUAAAAUCUCGAAUAUCGAGAAGCAUUCAUGUAUCUAUAGUCACGUAUAAAUAUAAUUGCAGGUGCAUUUACAGAUAUAGCUGGAAUACUAACGAAUGAAGUGAUAAAACAUUUUUUAAGGAUUUAAAAAAUGAAAGUAAGAUUUAAUAUGAAUAUUUAAUAUGAAUCGGACAAAAAUCGAAAAAUCAGUAUUCUAAAUUUUUCUUUUCCUUCGCCCUUGAAACAAAUUUCACAAUUACACCGAUUCACUAAUGGAAAUCCUGCGCAGUCUUGUGCGCAGUCCUCAGUAGGAAUAUUGAGACAGAAUUUAGGCGUAAAUAUUCACGUGUGAAUAUUGAUAUAAUAAAAAGUAUGUAUACAUAUAUACUUGAAAUAUAUAAUUAAGUGGAGUAAUUGGAGCCGAAGCAUUGAAAAAAUAUUAAAAAAUCGAUAGCUGAUGAAUGAUGAGAGAAUCUUGAUCGCGAAGAUAAUGACUGGAAAAAUUGAACAAGUAUCUUAGAACAAAGUGGAAUUGUAUUAUAAAUUUUAUGUAGGUGCAGAUAAUUAACUUUAGGAUUUUUAUAUAAAAAAUUAUUCUAUUGUGAAUUAUAUCAUAUUCGUAUUAAAAUAUUCCAGACGUAAGUGUAGAUUAUUCACGUUGAAUGUCAAAUUUGUAUGUAAAUUGUAAUUAGUGGUACUUUUUGCAGUUAAACGGUAGCUAUUGAAAUAAACAUAUUGUUUAAAUCGAGGUAAUAAAUAUGCCAAAACUUUGGA